GGGCCAGCCUGCCCUGCCGGGAGGGGGUGGGCGCACGGGAGGAAGGAGGAAGCCGCCAUCUUGGAGCGUCGAGUCGCCAUAACAAGGCACCAAGGGGGAGCGAGAGGAUUUUAUACCUGGGCGAGAGGGGAGCGCGGCUGGUGGCGAUUGAACCAAGUGAAUUCUGAUAUAACUCAACUUUGUUAGAGGGCUUUUUUUUUUUUUUUAAAAAAGUUGAUCCACAGUGCAUCAGAGCAAGUUACUACUUUACUUUUGAGUGACUUACAGGUGCUUGCCUGCAUUGCAAUAAAGGACUCAUAUAUUGAGCAAGACUUAUUUAUCUCUUCGUUUUGGAGAGUCUAAUAAACUGUUAUUACAGUUUCUGUACUGACUUUCAAAGUUUUGAAGUCUAAAAAGACAUCUUUAAAAACAUGAGCACGGCCAGAACAGAGAACCCUGUUAUAAUGGGUCUAUCCAGUCAGAAUGGGCAGUUGAGAGGCCCUGUAAAACCCAGUGGGGGCCCAGGAGGUGGAGGCACACAAACUCAGCAACAGAUGAACCAGCUGAAAAACGCCAACACAAUCAAUAAUGGCACUCAACAGCAAGCGCAGAUUAUGACCACCACUAUUAAACCUGGUGAUGACUGGAAGAAGACUUUAAAACUCCCUCCAAAGGAUUUGAGAAUCAAAACUUCGGACGUGACCUCCACAAAAGGAAAUGAGUUUGAAGAUUACUGUUUGAAACGGGAGUUGCUGAUGGGAAUUUUUGAAAUGGGCUGGGAAAAACCAUCUCCUAUUCAGGAGGAGAGCAUCCCCAUUGCUUUAUCGGGUAGGGAUAUCUUGGCUAGAGCAAAAAAUGGAACAGGCAAGAGUGGAGCCUACCUCAUUCCUUUACUUGAACGGCUAGACUUAAAGAAGGACAAUAUACAAGCAAUGGUGAUUGUUCCCACCCGUGAACUAGCCCUGCAGGUCAGUCAAAUCUGUAUCCAAGUCAGCAAACACAUGGGAGGUGCCAAAGUGAUGGCAACAACGGGAGGAACCAAUCUGCGAGAUGACAUAAUGAGGCUUGAUGAUACAGUGCAUGUGGUGAUAGCUACCCCUGGGAGAAUUCUCGAUCUCAUCAAGAAAGGAGUAGCAAAAGUUGAGCAUGUCCAGAUGAUAGUAUUGGAUGAGGCAAAUAAGUUGCUGUCUCAAGAUUUUGUUCAAAUAAUGGAAGACAUUAUUCUCACGCUACCUAAAAACAGACAGAUUUUGCUCUACUCAGCCACUUUCCCUUUGAGUGUACAGAAGUUCAUGAAUUCCCAUUUACAGAAACCCUAUGAGAUUAAUCUGAUGGAGGAGCUGACCUUGAAGGGAGUUACCCAGUACUAUGCCUAUGUAACUGAACGUCAGAAAGUACACUGCCUAAAUACGCUAUUCUCCAGGCUUCAGAUUAACCAGUCGAUCAUUUUCUGCAACUCUUCUCAACGGGUUGAAUUGCUAGCCAAAAAGAUCUCCCAGCUGGGCUAUUCCUGCUUCUAUAUCCAUGCUAAAAUGAGGCAGGAGCACCGCAAUCGUGUGUUCCAUGAUUUCCGAAAUGGAUUAUGCCGCAAUCUUGUUUGCACUGAUCUGUUUACCCGAGGUAUUGAUAUCCAGGCUGUGAAUGUGGUGAUAAACUUUGAUUUCCCAAAGCUGGCAGAGACUUAUCUCCAUCGUAUUGGCAGAUCAGGUCGCUUUGGUCAUCUUGGCCUGGCCAUCAACUUGAUCACCUAUGAUGAUCGAUUCAACCUGAAAAGUAUUGAGGAGCAGUUGGGAACUGAAAUUAAGCCCAUACCAAGCAACAUUGACAAGAGCCUGUAUGUGGCAGAAUACCACAGUGAACCUGUAGAAGAUGAGAAACAGUAAGCAUGCUUUGAUUACACAAGCCAGAAGGUGAAGCCCUUUGAUCCAGAUCUGUGACACAUCGUUUCUUUGGGGAUACCCUUCUCUUUGUGGGUUUUUCUUCGUCUUUUCAUUUCGGAGCUAUGAAGACUAAAGAGCUCGGCCUUUUUUUAUUUUUAAAUUUGGCAGCAAGGAAGAAAGAAGAUAAAAGGAGGAAUGUCUUUUUGGUUUUCCACUUGUUUGCACUGUGUGCUGAUUGAACAUUAGUUGCACUAACUGCUGGUUUUAAAUUCUUUUGUCUUUGGGUGGGAGGGGCAGCAAGGGAAGAAGAGAAACCCUGGAAAGAGAAGAACCGCGAUGAACACGAGCUUGUCAGCUAUUUCAAAUUCUUCAACCGUCGACUGAGUGCAUUUCAACUUCUCCCUGGUUACUCAUCUGUUUUUAAGCUAAAGAGCUUGUUACUUAUUCGUGCAAAGUGCCUUAUGCUAUGAGACCAUUCAGAAUUUCACCUUUAUGACAGCCCAAGGAAUCAACAGCCGUUUUUGGUUUCAGGUCAAAGUUCCCCUGUCUUCCCCCUCUCCUCCUCCCCAAGUACUCAAGCCCAGGGCUGGGAGGUGAAUUGUAUUGGGAAUACUGCUUUUUUUUUUUUUCUUCAACUUUAUUUUAUUUUUUUUCUUUAAUUGGAGGAGUUGAUAUGCAUCUGCAGUUCACCCACACUGUAAAUACCUGUAUUUAAAACAAAACCAACUUAAAAUCUGGGCUGAUUAGGUGCAGCAUCAUAGCUCCAGAAGGAAAGAGUAGCCUGUCAUCCUUUGCAGGAGCCAUAAAAAAAGCCCUGUGCUCUAGUAGGAACACUACAGACUGGUUUCCAUAAGAGUCUCCAUUAGUAGUUAACAGCACUUGAUAAGUAGACUUGUUUCAGAGCCAUGGCCCUCUUUCCUCUGGUGCAGUGUGUCCCAUAGAAAAUCAGAUGUGUAUAUUGUACAAACUUUGUAAAUAUGUUUUUUUUUUUUCUUUUUCUGUUUGGGUUCAUAUAUAACUUUUUCUUUUGUGAUGAAGGUUGCUGGGGUUAAAGGGAUUAGACUGAUUAUGGGAGCAGCUUAUCGAUGAGAGGGGCUCAGUUUUCUGCAACACUAAACAAGGAGAAGCGCUCUGACCUCCAUGAAGAGCAGGCCUCUACAAGCGUCCCGCGUCUGGGUGGGUUUGCUCUGAUGCCAGCAAUGCUGUCCUGUACCGCUCAUAUGGAAGAGAUCACCUGUGGGGCUCCCAAGCCACCCGGUCUGUAGCUCAGCCUGCUGGGAGAUGCUCUUUGAUUUCCCCCUUGGAAACUUCUGGAACUUGACAAGCUCAGAAGGGGGCCGUGACCUGUGUUCCACCGUGGCAUGAGGGAAAUCCAGCAGUGUCAGCGUUGCUGUGCAGCAUGUGCGUAAGGCAUGGAUUUGGGUUUAAGAGAAACUGUAGAAAACCAAUUUACACAUGCAUAAACUGACAGUUCUGGAGCUUUGUGGGAUUGAUGACUUCCUGCAGCAUUGUGCAUUUUCUGCCCAGAGCGGCCUCUGUGCAGACUUGUGAGCAGGUAAGGGCAAACCCCUGUUAGUGUUAGAAGCUGCAGAAAGCUGCUUUCCAUCUCCUCUGUUUGGGCACGCAUCGCUGUCUGUCAUUUUGCAUUGUAUAUUGCUGACGAGUGCUUUCUGGUUGAGUAGUGUUGCUUUAAAUUGUGCCCCUCCCAACAUGCUUGAUGUUUGGCCUGAUCUACAGGCAAAAGGAGUGAGACAAAUCAGAAA
This is a messenger RNA of Pezoporus flaviventris, 3622 nucleotides long. It is a transcript of the gene DDX6, whose product is annotated as DEAD-box helicase 6. The record is from RefSeq and is a predicted model, not a curated record. Gene Ontology annotation, biological process: cytoplasmic stress granule assembly; P-body assembly. NCBI's taxonomy places the organism in Eukaryota, Metazoa, Chordata, Aves, Psittaciformes, Psittacidae. Gene Ontology annotation, molecular function: ATP binding; RNA helicase activity; mRNA binding. Gene Ontology annotation, cellular component: cytoplasmic stress granule; P-body. The coding region runs from base 411 to 1862 and encodes 483 amino acids. The transcript is spliced from 14 exons.